This is a messenger RNA of Microthlaspi erraticum, 297 nucleotides long. The record is from the annotation of a GenBank genome assembly. Lineage: Eukaryota; Viridiplantae; Streptophyta; Magnoliopsida; Brassicales; Brassicaceae.
AUGAGAAACUUUGUUGAUGAGUGUAAGAAGAAGAUACAAAGUGCAGCUCCUAGAACAGUGCCACUGCCGUCGUCGACAAGAAAAGCAUCAAGUUCUUCUCUUGAUUAUGACAUGAGUUAUAGAGUACCUAAUGCAAGUGAAUCUGAUCCAAAUAAGAGAAAAGGAAUGGAUACACCUUUGGGGAAAGCGUUUAAUAAUGAGGCCAGAGAGCAAUGUGAUGGUGAGAUAGCUAGAAUGUUCUACACAAGUGGUUUAUCUUUUAACGUUGCCAGAAAUCCCCACUACCACAACUCAUAG